ACCCGUACAGUCGUACCCUUUCCCUCCGUUCAUAAACGUCCUCAUCAAUAUCCGCCAUUCCAAAUCUGAAUUUCCUUUUUCCCCAAUUCAAAACCCUAGAAACCCUCUCCUCUAACUGCACCUCCGAUUUUCCCUCUUUUCUCCAUCAAUAUUCAAUGGCCGCCGCCCCGGCGAGGGACCAGGCGCUCUCCCUGCUCGCCGCCGCGAACAACCAUGGCGAUUUGGCCGUCAAGCUGUCGUCAUUGAAGCAGGCCAAAGACAUCUUGUUUUCUAUUGAGCCGUCGCAGGCGGCUGAGCUUUUCCCUUACUUGGCCGAGCUUCAUUCUUCCCCCGAAACGCUAGUCAGGAAAUAUCUCCUUGAGGUAAUUGAUGAGGUUGGGGCCAAACCAAGCGAACAUCUUUGCAUAUUAUUUCCCGUCUUAUUGACAUUUUUGAAAGAUAAUAAUCUCAUUGUUGUAAAGCAAUCUAUUAUCACUGGCACAAAAUUUUUCUCUUGCGUGCUGGAAGAGUUGGCUUUACAGCAUCAACGGCGUGGAAUAGUUGAGAGAUGGCUUGAAGAGCUUUGGACAGGGCUGAUCAAAUUUAGGGAUGCUGUUUUGGCCAUUAUCUUUGAGGCGGGGCCUAUUGCUCCAAAGUUGUUAGGGAUAAAGUUUCUCGAAACAUUUAUUUUAUGCUUCACAUUGGAUUCAACUGAGUUUGAAAUGUGCAACCCUGAAGUAAUGGUGAGGCAAGGUAGGAUGUUUAACAUCUCAUGGAUAGCGGAGAGUCAUCCUGUUCUGAAUCCUCCUGCCCUCAUGUCUGACGCAAAUAGAUAUCUAGGGAUCUUUUUGGAAAUUUUGCUGUCAGCUAGUAAUUUGCCUGGUAGCGUGACGAUUACUACUGUUAAUAGUCUUGUAGCUAUUGCAAGGAAAAGGCCUGUCUACUACAAAACUGUCUUGAAGGCACUGCUUGAUUUUAGUCCAAGUGUAGAGAUGGCUAAAGGUCGCCACACAGUCAGCAUUCAGUAUUCUCUGAGAACUGCGUUUCUAGGUUUUUUAAGGUGUACACAUCCUUUCAUGACCGAGUCAAGAGAGAAAUUGCUUAAAGAGUUACGAGCAAUGAAUGCUGGAGAUGCUGCUGAUCAAGUUAUCCGCCAAAUAGAUAAAAUCAUGAGGAACAAUGAACGUGCUCCACGUGAUCUUCAGGUCAAUAAGGAUGAUCAGCUGUCAAAUCAGUUGCAUAUUUCAGGGGAUUCGACUAAGAAAAGGACCGCUCAAUUUGACCAUGAGGAUCAGAAUAAUAUUUAUGAUGCCUCUUCUAAAAGGCUGCGUCAUGGUCCUCAUAGCAAUACAAAUGCCGCAGCAGAUACUAAUGAUGAUAGGCAGGAUCAUGUUAAUGGCAUAUCUGCUAAGCCCCCUGUGUUGGAUGGUGGUCUAACUCCUGUGGAGCAGAUGAUUGCUAUGAUUGGCGCUUUAAUUGCCGAAGGGGAAAGAGGAGUGGAGUCUCUGGAAAUUCUUAUAUCCAAUAUUCAUGCCGAUCUACUUGCUGAUAUAGUCAUCACAAAUAUGAAACACUUGCCCAAGAAUCCACCUCCUUUGACAAAAUAUGGUAACUUGUCUUCGAAACAUCGUAGUGACACAAGCGAUCCUAUCCAUGUAGUUGCAUCGAAUGGUUUUGCAACUUCUACUCAGACGUUAGACCAUUCAGCUCAAUUACCUGCUUCAUCAUUGAGCACGACUAGCUUUGCUGUUUCAGAUACAUUUGCUUCUGCUAAUCUAUCUACAGAUUCUAAACGUGAUCCACGAAGGGAUCCUCGUCGUCUUGAUCCAAGACGGUUGGUGGUUCCUGUUGAUGUGCCCCCAACAUCUGUUUUGGAAGAUAAUGUUGUCCAAUAUCCAACUGUACAGUCAGAUUUCAACCCUGUCAGCUCCUCCAGCGCACUCAUAUCGGUACCUCAAUCUGUUCCUGAAAGUGCUCCUCAGCCUCUGAUGCCCACAAUUCAAACUGACAUAAAUCUUCCAGACUCCCCGAUGACAAUUGAAGUGGACGAGUCUAUCCAGAACGAUGAAGUCCUUGAUUUUGAUGCCAACGCAAUCACUCCAGAUAAGGAUGCAGAUUAUUCUGUACAUAUGUUACCAUCUUUUAGCAAAGCUGAGGACAUUGUUUCUCAUGCAUCAAUGGAUGUAGCCAUGCUUGAUGAGGCGUACUCACCUUCAUCAGAAGAAUCUGAUGAACCACUGCCAGAUAUUUCAAAUGCUGAAGCAUCUGAGAGUGCAUCUGCUGAGUUACCAGUGCUUCCCUUGUACAUUGAGCUGGAUGAAGCUCAUCAAAUACAUGUAAAAAGACUGGCACUUGAACGCAUAAUUAACAAGUACCAGAAUUCACACAGAACAGAUAUUAAACAAACACAAAUUGCAGUGGUCGCCCGACUGUUCGCACAGAUUGAUGCUAGUGAUGUGAUUGGGAUGGUGCAGAAACUGAUUAUAUCAGAUUAUGAACAGCAAAAGGGUCACGAGCUUGUGUUGCAUAUCCUAUACCAUCUCCAUAGUCUUGUGAUCUCAGAUUCUGCAUCAUCUGCUGCUGCUGUAUAUGACAAUUUCCUUCUGGCAGUGGCAAAAUCUUUGCUAGUUGAUUUACCAGCAUCUAACAAGUCUUUUAGCCGACUUCUCGGUGAAGUUCCCCGCAUACCUGAUUCCAUAUUGGGGAUGCUGGAUGACAUGUGUACCAAAAGUCAUUCUGGAACUGAUGGCCGUGAUGGUGAUCGUGUCACUCAGGGCCUUGGAGCAGUGUGGAGCUUAAUUCUUAGUCGCCCUCUCAUUCGCCAAGCAUGUCUAGAUAUAGCUUUGAAGUGUACUGUGCACCCAAAGGAAGAUAUCCAGGCUAAAGCUAUACGCCUGGUGUCAAACAAACUCUAUGCAGUUAGCUUUAUUUCUGACUGCAUCGAGCAAUUUGCAAAGAACAUGUUCUUGUCAGCUGUAGAUCAGCAUUCUUCAGAUUCAUUACUAUUAGAGUCUGCAAAUUCUGACAGAAGAAUUGGAGGACAGGUAGAAAGUGCAGAAACAUCCACCAGUGGGUCUCAAGUUCCUAAGCCUGGGAUUUCUCCAAAUGAGACUAUGAAAGGAGUUCAGGAUGCACCCCUAGAUGAUUCAUCAAAUAUAUUUUCUCAAGCUCACAGGCUAAUGUCCUUAUUUUUUGCACUCUGUGCUAAGAAACCAAUUCUUCUUCAACUGGUUUUUGACAGCUAUGUCCGUGCUUCGAAGACUGUUAAGCAGGCUGUCCAUCGGCAUAUAAACGUCUUGAUGAGGGCUCUGGGGUCAUCGUAUUCAGAAUUACUUCAUAUAAUCUCAAAUCCACCUCAAGGAAGUGAAGAUUUGUUGACACAGGUUCUUCAUUUGUUAUCCGAAGGGCGAGCACCACCUACAGAUUUGGUGGUGACUGUUAAACAUUUAUAUGAAACUAGGCUGAAGGAUGCUUCUAUUCUUAUUCCUAUCCUAUCCGCUUUUUCUAGAGAUGAGGUUUUACCUAUUUUCCCUCAGCUUGUCCAGCUUCCUCUACCCAAGUUUCAGAUGGCACUGGCUCAUAUAUUACAGGGCUCUGCUCAUACAGGUCCUGCAUUAACGCCUGUUGAAGUCUUGGUGGCAAUCCAUGACAUUUCUCCUGAGAGAGAUUGUCUUCCACUGAAAAAGAUCAUGGAUACUUGCUCAGCUUGUUUUGAGCAGCGCACGGUUUUUACACAGCAAGUCCUGGCUAAGGCCUUAAACCAGAUGGUUGACCGAACUCCACUUCCACUGCUCUUCAUGAGAACUGUAAUCCAAGCAAUUGAUGCUUUUCCGACACUGGUUGAUUUUGUCAUGGAAAUCUUGUCUAAACUCGUCAACAAGCAGGUUUGGAGAAUGCCAAAACUAUGGGUUGGCUUCUUGAAAUGUAUCUCUCAAACACAACCACAUUCCUUCAACGUAUUGCUCCAGAUGCCGUCUCCUCAGCUUGAAAGCGCUCUAAGCAAGUAUCCGAAUCUUCGUGGUCCACUUACUGCUUUUACAAACCAGUCAAGUAUUAAAACCUCUGUGCCUAGGACAACCCUAUUGCUUCUUGGCCUUGCAUCUGAACCACACAUGCAGCAACCACACGCUGUUUCGUAUCUGCAGGCCUCCGAUGGCCCGGCACAUACGUGACGUGACACGAGCAAAACUGGAACACCAAAGCUGUAAACAAUCAGGGUGAUCAUGUCACAUUCCUCACAUGGCUGCAAAAAAUACCACCAGGCAGCGUGGCUCCGGAGCUGUUUUUGGAAUUGCCAGUGUGUAGUUCCUCGCUCCCUGCUCGAUGAGGGAGUCAUUCGAGUCGAGUGAUGGUUCCUUCUCAGUCUGUUUUUUAGCUUUAAACACCAAAUAGAGUUGUGGUUUGUAGGGUGUAGGAUGUUUGUAGGGAGGAGUAUAAUAGCAAUUCUUGUUAUAACUACAGUAUGGCAUAAUAAAUUUAAUAUGUGAAAUUGAAUCAACAAAGGUAAUGAUACCUAAUUUAUUAUCCAUUUCUUUGGUUCAAUAUUA
Molecule: messenger RNA, 4526 nt
Organism: Salvia splendens (bonfire salvia)
Lineage: Eukaryota; Viridiplantae; Streptophyta; Magnoliopsida; Lamiales; Lamiaceae
Exons: 27
Coding region: 156-4151 (1331 amino acids)
Source: RefSeq, a predicted model, not a curated record